Etheostoma spectabile (orangethroat darter) is the source of this 6179-nucleotide messenger RNA. It is a transcript of the gene tmem91, whose product is annotated as transmembrane protein 91. The record is from RefSeq and is a predicted model, not a curated record. Gene Ontology annotation, cellular component: intracellular membrane-bounded organelle; membrane. The transcript has 5 exons. NCBI's taxonomy places the organism in Eukaryota, Metazoa, Chordata, Actinopteri, Perciformes, Percidae. The coding region runs from base 1817 to 2566 and encodes 249 amino acids.
AGAGAGAGAGCUGUGUUUGCGAAGUCAGAGAAAAGCUGAGAGUGGCAGAAGAAAGUUGACACCGUGUGAGACGCAGUGCAACCGCAACAGGGAUUAAUCAGAUACCUUCUCCUGUCUGCGAGGACAGAGAGCGAGCCGAGCACGAUGCGAGAGAGGAUGCUGUGCAGGGGGAAGGGGACUCUCUGACAGAGCAUGCACACCACCCACACCACCCACACCACCGCUGCACAGGUGGAGGCUGAUGCAGGGGGCAUCCGCAUGCAUUCACCGCCGCAUCAGCACCGCUCGACGGACGGAUGUUUGACUCUCUGUGACUCAGCGCACGCAUUCCCUCUCCCACCUAAACACGUGUAGGAUACAUAACCUCACACACGCACGCACGCACGCACGCACGCAUACACACACAGACUCACACAAACACAUUUUGCACAUGCCCACGCCAAACACAAGCAAACCAUUUGAUCAGUGUGGAGCAGUCAGCCGUGUGUGGAUGGUAUAAACGGGAUUCCCCGUGUCUUCUCAGGGGACUCGAACCGAGGACGGGACAGGACAGGACAGGACAGGACAGGACAGGACGGAUCCGUUCCCAACGUAAAGGGAAUGAAAAGACCCUGUACAGAGACGUUUUUGAUCUCUCUUCAGUUGUCAGCUCACAGUAGCAUUUCUCCACCACUCAACCUCAUUGUCCUUGUCACACUGGAAAAAGAGCUGUCUGACUCCUCGUCUGUCCCAAAUGGAACCCUCUUAAGGUGGACUGGAUACAUUAAAAAUACAUGUCCCAAAGGAGCGCUGCCGUGGCACACAGCAAACCCACGGCCAUAAAUCAACAGAGGAGGACUUUGAUUUCUUCAUUAUUGCUUCCUGCAGCAACAACAGAGGACAGGCAUGUUGGCAGGCCCGCUGACCUGCCGAUGUGCACCGUAGGAUUCUAUUUCUGGAGACUCAUUGCUUUUACAGAUUAACUGCCCUCAAAUAUGGCCCCAAUCCUUUCAUUGCACCACUAGUUUGACUGCUGCCGGAGGUUGUGCAUAUUCAAGCUGCAAAACACCCCGCUGUGCGUCACUCCAGUCAUUUGAAGGCGGGCUGCCUUUGGCCUGUAAAAGCAGUGUCGGUGCAAAAAAAAAAAAAAACACACUGCUGUAUGUCUCAACAGACUGAAAGUCCUUUUUGUUUUUCUCUUUGCAAUCAUUUCUCAACUCAUUGGCCAUUUCCAUCCAGAUUGACAAGCUUUCAUGCUAAUAACAUGACAUUGUGCUUAGAUUAAGACUUUACAUGUGAUUGCAAGAGACAUUUUCCAUGAGUCGCUGAGGGCAAAUCCCAUUGCCCAGUGUUUUUGUUAGUCUGGCUGGGGCUAAUCAAGGUCCUCCAUCAUCAGAAUUGACAUUUCCAUAUUGUAUGAGAUAGAAAGUAGCAAACAUUAGCAUAUUCAUGAACACUGACGCAUUCAAUCAUGUGAAAUGAAAGUCGUGGGGCGACCAUUACAGCCCUGAAACAAAUAGCUAAUGACAUGUGAGGAAAAGAGGAUCCCUUACACAGUUUCAGCACAUCCCACACAUAGCACAGUGGAGAAAGCUACCACUGGAUAUUUUAUAAACCUAGCAUGUGUUUUUGGCCUCUUGACCGAGGCCUAUAAUAACUUUGAAAAAUUAAGGAAUAGGAUUUAAGAUGGAUUAUCACUGAAACACUAAAGCCACCAAAGCAGCUGCCUUUGCAUAAACCGAUUGGGCGCUCUUUAGGGAGACGCGCCGCACAUUGAUUUGAAGAUUAGAUUUUGGUUGUUGAUGUAGUGGCCUCUUGUUGGUAUUAAAAAAGAGGGAUGGAGAAUUUAGAUGAGCUGGAGCACCCUCUUUUGGGAGAAGGCCCCAAUAACAGCCGUGCAUCAGCUCAGGGGCUGGGGCCGAGGCCGGGGCCCGCGAACGGACAGGCUCCUGGCGGGACAUUUAGGGGCGUCUUGGUUAGGUGUGAGGAGGACAGGGCCUACCCUCCGUUUGCGUGGAGGGGCUAUUGUGGACAUCCUCCGGAGCUUCAGCAGCAGCAGCUACUGGACCCUUGCUCCUUACCUCGCACACUGGAGUCCUUCUACCCUGCGGCCCCCAUCUGGGGACACUCCGACUCCCUGCUCAGCAAAGACUACCUGGAGACCACCUUUGUGGACAUUCGGCCCGGCUCCACCCUGGAGAGGAAGCUGCUGGCCGAGACGCAGGACUUCCACAGCGAGGCGUACAGCGUGGACGAUGAGGAUGACUUGCUUCCCGACUCUGACGACUCGUCUAUUGAUGACUUCAGUGAUACGGACAGUGAGAGCCACUUCCCUCUGAUGAUCCCUCAGGACUACCUGGGUCUCGCCUUCUUCUCCAUGCUCUGCUGCUUCUGGCCACUGGGCAUCGCUGCCUUUUACCUUUCACAGAAGACCAACAAGGCCUCGGCUCAGGGGGAUUUCCAGGGCGCCAACGCCGCAUCUCGCCAGGCUCUGUGGCUCUCAGUGCUCUCCAUCGUGUUCGGAAUCAUAACGUACAUCUGUGCCAUCGCUGCAUUGAUUUCCUACCUGUCUGGAAAGCCACCAUAAAAGCAACUCAUGCACACACAAAAAAAAAAAACAGACCUCUUACAUCUCAUGGAUAUCAUCCACACAACGUAUCACCUGUAAAUGUGAAAUAAUUACAGUCUUUGUCUGUCGUCAUGUUUUAUCUACAGCGAGCUGGAAAAAGACAGUGAAAACAACGCAAGAGCUCGUAUAUUAAAGAGCUCAGCAGUGUGGUUCCAGAGGUAAAAUUAUGAAUCCCACUAUGGCAUAGUACAUCCAUGCCAUAGCAUGGAUGUAUUAGGCAUUUGACCUCGAGUGGUUAAGGUUAAGAUAGCCGAUUGGUCAGGGGAUAGCACCUGAACAAAUAAGGUUCUGUUCCGUAUGAAAUCAACCUUGUUUUCAGAAAAAAACAUGUUUUAUUCGUAAAGUAAUGGAGCAGUACUACACUACCCGCAAUCCGAAGCAUAACAGUGACAUUUUUUUAUUGGUAGAGCUCACUGUUGUCAUGGAAUUCAACCCCCAAACAGUUAUAGCGAGCGGCUCCCACUUAAGUGUGUUGCCGUUUUUCCACUGCAUGGUACCUACUUGACUCGACUCGACUCGCCUCUUUUGGUUUUCCAUUACUAAAAAAAAAAAAAAAAAGUCUCUGGUACCUGCUAACAGGUACUUUUUUUAGUACUACCUCGGUCGCAGUACCAGCGAGCUGAGGUGAUACCAAAAGGUGACGUGAAAACCUGCAGACUUCUGAUUGGUCAGAGAGGAUCGUCACUAUUAACUGUGUCAUCAUUGGUGAAAACAGGCACAUGACGAGAAAAACAACCCACCUUCGACGUUCUGUGUGUGUGUCGCGUUAGGUCACGGCAGUUUCCUGCUGUGACGACCAGAGUGCGGCGGUACUAAUCUGCAAUGGAAGGAGGAGGACGGGGCACCGUGGGCGAGUUGAGCGGGUAGGGCCACCAUUAAUGGAAAAACGCCAUAUGAUGGUUUGUGUACACAGUGUUGUACUUUUUGCCUUUUUAUCAGUUUUCAAAAUGUUUUUUUAAACCCAAAUCAAAGGUUUUAUGAUCAGGAUUCAUCUCAUAGCUCAGUGGUUUGGUUCCAGACUUAAAACUCUUUAAAUAAGCAUCUCAAGAAUUGUCAAUGGAGCAACUGAACGGGGAAAAAGUGGACGGUCACUGUUGAGCUCUAUAGACUAUAGUAACUUCUUAUUGGAUUAGGACAUCAUUCAGCUCAGAGGACAUUCCUCGCACGUUAAAGGAAAAUGAUUGAAAAAGAAGUUAUGCAGUAUCGCUCCAUAUAUAAGAUAGUCUUUAAAUGUGCUUUGUUUUGUCACCCGAAGACGUCGGUCACCUGCCAUCCUUUACAUCUGUGCUGUAGUCUUCAGUCAUCAUGUUAAACGUUACUGAAGUCCAAAACAAAACUGUGACAACAACAUGAAGAUGUUGUCAAUACACUGUAGAUAUCACUGACACAAUAACACAGGAAGGAUGAAUAAUGAGAAGCAGAAAAGAGGCCGCGGCAAGGAAGUGGUUAGCAGCUAAAUCCUGAUGGACUUCACGCCCGAGCUGCCACGGCCACUGUGGGGGUAGACAAGCUGGGAAGCCCCAGAGCUUCUUCUUUUUUUCUAAAUGAAGCUCGAAGCAAUAUUCUUUUAGGGAACCCAGAAUGUGUUGCUACACCUCUGGCCACAGCAAAGGAUCCGCAAGGAAACACGAUUGGUUACGUACUCUAAGUGAAGAGACAGGGGCUGCAUCCCAGGAUUUAAAUUGCAUCCCCGUUUCCUCCACUUGCGUCCCUCCGAAGAAGCACGGCAGAGACUCAAAGUAAUCAUGCGAGGAGAGCGAGAACAAGCGUCACAUGAAUUUGUAUUUAUUUUUAUUUUGGCAUUUUAGGCCUUUAUUUGAUACGACAGCUUGGACAUGACGGGGGGGGGGGGGAUGACAUGCAGCAAAAGUCAGAGCCACCGCAGCGAGGACUGAGCCUCUGUACAUUGGGCACACGCUCUACCAGGUGAGCUACCCAGGCGCCCCAGCGUCACGUGAUUUGUUCCCGCAUAUGGGCAACGGCUUCCAGGAAGGCUGCUCUGUCCUCGCUCAUAGCUCCUCAGAGAUCCCUCCUCCAUCCUAGCUCCUCGGGGCUGGAAUAAAAGCGUUGAGACGGCCUUCACGAAGGAGGGCCGGAACAAGUGAAGUGAAGAGAAAUCGAAUAUAAGAGAAGUGAGAUCCCUCCAGCUUGUAGGCCGCUCGGAGACGGUUCCGGUCUUGCUAUGAUUCCACCACGCCAGCUCUAUAGAAAACCAUGGGGCGUGGACAGACAAACCGGUGUGUCCUAAAGCUGUAUCCACGUACCUGUCCUCAUGGGGGAUUAUUCCCCUUACAUAUGGAAAAUGUCGAUACAAUAGAGAACUGCACCUGUCCACUCUUAAUCCAUCCUGAUUUCACAUUCAGCAUCACUCAUUGUUUACCUGCAGAAAGGAUGCCAAGUUCAGUAUCUUUAUGUUGAAAUACACAAAAAUACAUAUAGUGCCAUUAUAUAACAAAAUAAAUAUAAAUGAGUGUUCAAAUGAAAUGCAAGGUUGCGAUAUUAAACACUGGCUCUGGAUAUAGAAAUAAAGGAGCUGCUUCUGUAUACAGUGCUAGGAAAUCAUGACAUGGGCGAGGAAAAGUGCCAAAAAAUGUGAGGGGAAAAACUCAAAGAAGGAUCCUUUUAUGAGCUGUUCCAUUAAAAGAAGCAACCAGGCUGCUACUCCACGCUCUCCAAAUAUAGAUUCUGCAGGUUUCUGUUCCCAAAAAAACAAUAAAGACUGAAAUCCUUCAGAAACUUGCUUCUUGCAGUAUGGCAAACUUGAAAAAUGAAGUUGUCUCCUUCAACUUAUGUAGGCAGACACAGUGACAUCUCAGUGCUCAGCCAUGUGAUGCAUGAGUCGGCAAAAUCUCCAUUUGGGUCAUUACAGAAACCUGCAUGGCCAGUUUGGAGUUUGCCAUGUACAAACCUGCUCCAAGCUUCAAUCAGUUCCUUCAUUUGGUCCUGGAUCAUUGCAAAAAACAGCUUUGAUAAAAGACAAAAGAAAAUACUCUGGCCAUAUUGGUUUGAGCUUAAAUGUGCCAUUAACAAAGCAGCAAACAAGGGAACUCAAGGUAUAUAUAUAAAAAAAAAAAAAAAAAAAGACUAAGAUAAAAAUUGCCAUUUUCUAUUUAGAUAUAUAGUUUUUAUAAAGUCCUCAAAUAAUUCACAUACUUUGUUUUCUGCAAACCCAGUGUUGUAUCAAGACUGAGCUGAUAAUCCAUUAAGGUGACUGUCAGUAGAGACACGUGUGAUAUCUCAGUGUCUAACCCAGGUCAGCUACAGGAUCCCUCUGGAUGUGCUGUGACACAGCUGCACUGACUCAGUCCUGACAAUCCUGAACCAUCCUCUGUCUCCACUGGACAAAUGACAAAAGGACCCUGUUUUGUCACAGCUGUUACCCCCGAUUAGUGAUUUACGUGUGAUCAUUUCAUGUGGAUUGCCUCGAGAGACGGGCUCCAGUCAGAUUUGUCUCACUUGGUAUCACUUAUUUAGGUAGUCCCUUAAGGUUAAAAGGUUUGAGAAGUAUUAGUCCAAGAGAUAUUCAGUUCACAUUGUUGUAUUAGAUGUAAAUAUUUAACUGAAAGAAAAA